GAAAUGACGGAGCUGCAUCAGGCAGCAGCGACGGGGGAUAUCGAUCUGGCCGAGGAACUUCUGAGGAAGAAUGAAUGCGAUCCCAAUCAGAGAGACAUUGACUGGAACUGCAAGACCCCGCUUCACUGGGCUGCUGCUAAAGGGCAUGUUCAGAUGGUCAGAGUCCUCAUUGAGAACGGGGCCAGAGCAUGCAUGAGAACAGAUAGCGGAUGGACCGCCGCUCAUUUUGCUGCGGAGUCUGGACGACUGGCUGUGUUAAGACUGCUGCACUCUCUCCAUGCCCCGAUAGACAAAGAGGACUUUUGCGGGGACAAGCCCAUACGGAUAGCAGAAACAUACGGACACCAGGGCUGCCUCCAGUUCCUUCAGCGGGCGGAGGUGGAAUCCGAGGCCUACCGCAGGAUGGCAGCCCAUAAAGGAAUUUCCACAGAGGACACAGACGAGGAGUGGAAGGAACAGGGAAAGGAAAGCCAACUAACACUGUCAAAUGACACAUUUUGUGGGAAAUAUGCGCAAUCAAACUUGUAUCAAAAAUUGUAAACUCUGAUAGAGCUCCAUUUGAAUUUGCAUUCUGUGCAAGCGGGCAUUUCAGUGUUGUACUGCAUAACUUAUGGUAUUCCAUAUUUGCUGUGACAAUAUUUGUAAGUUUGAAGAGUUUAUUACAGAGUGGAACAAUGAUUACAGACUUGUUAGAUUUAAAAAAAAAAAACAAUCAAAAUAACAUAAAGGCACAAUUCUAAUAGAACAUCAUCAAAAGAACGUCAGCUGGCAUUUUAGACAGAGUAGGCCCGAAUCUGAAAUUCGGUGAUGCCACAAUAUACGUCACACAGAAACUGAUAUUUCAUAUUUUCUUCUCCAGUGUGCGAAGAUAUGAAACCGAUUUCAUUUUUUCUUAACUGACUGGGCCAGGCUGCUUGUAGUCUCACUUUGUAAGGACGGGUACUAUAGUAGAGAGGAGAGAGAGAUGCAGAAUUGAUAUCAGCUGUCAACAAGCGUCGCAGUUUUCUGCGUCAAGUAACUUAAUACUUCCUCGUGCUAUCAUGGAAACUCACUUUCGCGGUGACCUGCA
Lampris incognitus (smalleye Pacific opah) is the source of this 1069-nucleotide messenger RNA. RefSeq names its product ankyrin repeat domain-containing protein 66. Gene Ontology annotation, molecular function: protein binding. The transcript is spliced from 3 exons. The record is from RefSeq and is a predicted model, not a curated record. The coding region runs from base 4 to 540 and encodes 178 amino acids. NCBI's taxonomy places the organism in Eukaryota, Metazoa, Chordata, Actinopteri, Lampriformes, Lampridae.